UGAUAUGUAAUAUAAAAAUUCCCAAUUCUAAUCUAUCAUCAAAUUUUUUUGGUACAACUUUGAAUUGAAAUGCCCCAUUAAUCGACGUCAUUACUUCUGACACAUUUUAAACGUCCUACAUACGUCUCAUCUCAUUAACCCGUAUCAUAAAACCCAUCCCACAUUCAAUACUGAAUAAUAAUGAAGAACAUGUAGUAUAAAAGGGCUAUAAUUAAAUCAUUCAGCACAGUCUCGAACUACCCUUCCAACGAACAUCAACCAUGAAGAUCCAGGUAGCAAUCCUCUUGGUCAUCGUAUCUAUUGUGGCAGCUGAAGAUUCCGCACAAAUAUACUGCGGAAGACAACUAUCGAGGACCUUGGCAGGGCUUUGUUACGAGAAAUACUACAGUCAAGAAAAACGAUCACCGCAUCAUGAUUUUUAUGACUAUGGAUCACAGUACAUUUCACCUUGGCUGGCAGAUUCCACGGCUCAGAGAUUGAAUGGUGUCAGAGGCAAGAAGUCAGUCGGAAUUGUCACGGAGUGCUGCGAUAAGCCGUGUACGGUGGAAGAGAUGAUGACUUACUGCUAGAAUUGGCGAUGGCUAUGAGCAGAUGGUAAAGAGUUAUAAAUAGAGUCUAAACUACUCCUGAUAUAGGAAUUGCGAGAGGAUUUUUUGAGGCAUACAUGUCCCAAUUAGUGAGCAUAAUUAUUGAUGAUUGUA
Molecule: messenger RNA, 701 nt
Organism: Cydia pomonella (codling moth)
Lineage: Eukaryota; Metazoa; Arthropoda; Insecta; Lepidoptera; Tortricidae
Gene: Ilp3
Product: insulin-related peptide 4
Exons: 1
Coding region: 261-569 (102 amino acids)
Cellular component (GO): extracellular region
Molecular function (GO): hormone activity
Source: RefSeq, a predicted model, not a curated record